GGGCGGGCACCCCGCCAUGGCCUUCACCAUGCUGCGCCCUGUGGCCGCCCGCGUGCUCUACCCCGACCUCAGCAUGCUCUCGGAGGACGAGGAGAACCGGAGCGAGAGCGACACGUCGGACCAGUCGUUCGGCUGCUGCGAGGGCGCCGAGGCUCGCCGCAAGCUGCCGCGGAAGCCCGGGCCGAUGGUGAUGGUGAAGCAGAGGCAGGCGGCGAACGCACGGGAGCGGGACCGGACCCAGAGCGUCAACACGGCCUUCACCGCCCUGCGGACCCUCAUCCCCACCGAGCCCGUGGAUCGGAAGCUGUCCAAGAUCGAGACCCUCCGCCUGGCCUCCAGCUACAUCUCGCACCUGGCCAACGUGCUGCUGCUGGGCGAGGGCUGCGAGGACGGGCAGCCCUGUUUCAGUGCCAUCUAUGGUGCCAAGGGCGACCUGGACAGCAAACAGCCCCGCAGCAUCUGCACCUUCUGCCUCAGCAACCAGCGGAAAGGGGGCAGUCGGAGGGACCUCGGGGGCAACUGCCUGAAGGUGCGAGGGGUGACGCCCCUGCGAGUGUCGCGGAGAUGAGCCGGGGUCCGGCAGCACCCACCUGAGACAGCGGCAGAGGCAGACGGAGCCCGCACACGCCAGCCCAGAGACCGCAGCGGGGAGGGAGGGAGCUGCUCGCCUGAGGCGGCAGCGGCCGAGCCCAGGCUGGCACCACACCGACACUGGCCCUGGAGCCGGCAGUGGGGCGAGAGGACGCUCCCGUGGCCGAGGCUGCCCACGCGGGGCAGGGCCGGGGAGGGGGGUCCCCGCGCCCCGGGGCUGGACUGGAAGGGACCUGUGUGCGGCCGGCGUCGAGGCGCUCCGGGGGGACAGUGUCAUGGCCCUGGGGAUGCUGGUUGUGCACGUGCAGCUGCUUGGAAAAUAAAACCUUAUUUUUCUGA
This is a messenger RNA of Vidua macroura (Pin-tailed whydah), 930 nucleotides long. RefSeq names its product transcription factor 15 (gene TCF15). Gene Ontology annotation, biological process: developmental process; regulation of transcription by RNA polymerase II. Gene Ontology annotation, molecular function: RNA polymerase II transcription regulatory region sequence-specific DNA binding; protein dimerization activity; DNA-binding transcription factor activity, RNA polymerase II-specific. The transcript is spliced from 2 exons. The record is from RefSeq and is a predicted model, not a curated record. The coding region runs from base 17 to 568 and encodes 183 amino acids. NCBI's taxonomy places the organism in Eukaryota, Metazoa, Chordata, Aves, Passeriformes, Viduidae.